Molecule: messenger RNA, 1541 nt
Organism: Cyprinodon variegatus (sheepshead minnow)
Lineage: Eukaryota; Metazoa; Chordata; Actinopteri; Cyprinodontiformes; Cyprinodontidae
Exons: 3
Coding region: 15-1541 (508 amino acids)
Biological process (GO): lipid transport; lipoprotein metabolic process
Cellular component (GO): extracellular region; membrane
Molecular function (GO): lipid binding
Source: RefSeq, a predicted model, not a curated record
UUGAGUAUGUGAAAAUGAUAAGUGUCAAGGAAAUGGCUGACAAUAUUGAUCCCACCUUCACAAAGUCAGAGGGAAGGAUGGCAGCCUUUGGUAAAUACUUGAAAAGCCUUGUUCAGAUGAACACAGAGAGAAAACUUGCAGAGCUAGAAAAUGUGCUGGAUGAAGUGUUAAAAGGAACACUUGAAGGCUUGGAGCAACUUGACAUCUUCUUGGAAGCAAUAGAGAAGCUGGCUGUGACUUCACUGAAUGUCUUCACUGAGAACCAGAUUUUACACCUUCCUGAGACGAUCAGCUUCAACGAUGUUCAAGUUGUCAUCAAAGAUGCAAGACAGAUCUGCCCUCUACUGCUGGAGUUCAAAAGAGAUGCAAAGUCCUUCUUCCUUCCUAAACUUCACAAUGUGGAAGUGCUUACAUCACAACUUCAAAAGUACAUACAGACCACCAAACGUUUAAUUCAUGCAACAAGCUUCAACUUUGAAAUUUCCUUGGAAAUGGCUGAAGAAAUAGCCGUGGAUCCAGAUGGUCUGAGUGAAAAUGAGAUGCAAAUCAUGACAAACCACAUUAAACAACUUGAAAAAACAAGGAUGGAUGAACACUUUCGGAUGGCUUUCCUGUUCCAAGAGGUUUCCCCAGCUGAUUUCAUCAGAAUAUUUGAUGAUCGACUGCCACAAAUGCUGAAGUUUCUUGAUGACUUGGAGCAGUGUGCUGUUCAGUUAGACAGGAUGAACAAAGGAGCAAAGAUCUCCAGUGUAACAGGAAGCUCAGUUGGAGCAGUUGGAGGUGUACUUUCCAUUGUUGGUUUGGCAUUAAUUCCAGUUACAGCAGGAGUGUCUUCAGGGCUUAUAAUAGCUGGUGUGGCAAUCGGGGUAACAAGUGGAACCAACAGUUUGGUGACCACUGCGACAGAGUUUGGAGUAAAUCGUUCUAAUCAGAAAAGGGCAAAUGAAGCCUUUCAAAGUUUCAUGAAAGAUUUCCAAAGAAUCCAGAAUUGUCUUGAUAAGGUGGUGGAGCAACCAACAACAAGUCUGGAGCAAAGUGAAGUAGAAGUAGCGGUGGUAGUAGGCAAGAUCGCUUCUAAAGCAGGUACCAUAGGAAAGAGCAUUGAUUCAAUCGUUGAUACUGCUUCUGCUUUGAGGGCUUUAAGAACAGAAGAAGCUGUUGCAAGUGCAGGAAAAGUUGUAACACAAGAUGGAAAAGCACUACGCAACAUAUCGGGUAUGGCUGCAGAUGUUCCAGAUAUUGGUCAGGCAGCAGUGAAAGGGCCUCUGGCUCUCUCCAAGGGAGCUAGAGGGGGGUUUAUUGCACUUAAUGCCUUAUUUCUUGGUAUGGAUAUCUUCUUUAUCACCAAAGACAGCAUGAGUCUGGCCAAAGGCACCGAGGCUAAUCUCUCAAAGUUUCUCAGAGCCAGGAUUGCAUUAUUCCGCUCACAGAUCGAGUCAUGGGAGAAGAUUUGCUACACUUUGCUUCACAGUAAACUGACCAGCAAUAAAAACAAAGAUUUGCUCAAAAAGCUAUUUUUCCAAGUGAGAAGGAAUACCUAG